Molecule: messenger RNA, 521 nt
Organism: Chara braunii
Lineage: Eukaryota; Viridiplantae; Streptophyta; Charophyceae; Charales; Characeae
Source: the annotation of a GenBank genome assembly
GUGCGGAAUCGUGCAGGUUUUUUAUUUUUAUUUUUAUUACUUCAUCUUUUUUUAGGAGGGGGAACGGGGGGCCAUAUGACAGGAAGAUGGGGAUAUGGCGAGGAGAGGAGGAGGAGGAUGUGGACGAGGAGGACGACGAGGAUAGCGACAACGAGGAGGAGGAGUUGAGAUGGGGGAGGAGAAGAGAUGGGCGGAAGGACAAGAGGAAGGGCAGGAGGAGGAGUGGGAGGAGGAGUAGACAUGGACGGCGAGGAAGGGGAGGACACGAGGAAGGGAAAGAGACGAGGAGGCAUGACAGAUGAGGAAGUACGAGGAGGAGGAGGAGACAAGGAGAAUGAGGAAGGGCAGGAGGAAGAUGAACAGCAGGAGGAGGAGGAGGAGGAGGAGGAGGAGGAGGAGGAGGAGACGAAAAGGCCAAGGGAGGAGGAGACAUGGAGGAUGAGGAAGGGGAGGAGGAGCAAGGGGCCAUACUAAUAGUAAUUACCCUUCUCUGUAUCAUUCCAGUUUAACAAUUUUAACGG